ACAAUAACUAAUACGGUGGAGAAAUUCGUCGUUUUGAGUGGUAUAAAAUGAGGACUCGUAUGGGCUCUGCAACAGAUAGCUCGCUUCACCUAAUCCUCUGCCCUUUCCUCCAUAUAUGAUCGAGUGAAACGGCUGAUAUAGCUGUCGUUUGAGGUGCUACUUGGCUGUCAGUGAAGGAAAAGAGAGAUGUCGAGUCUCGAGGAUAUCAAAAACGAGACUGUUGAUCUGGAGAAGAUUCCCAUUGAGGAAGUUUUCCAGCAGCUGAAAUGUACCAAGGAAGGUUUGACGACUCAGGAAGGGGAAGAGAGGAUUCAGAUCUUUGGCCCCAACAAGCUCGAAGAGAAAAAGGAAAGCAAAAUCCUCAAGUUCUUGGGGUUCAUGUGGAACCCUCUCUCAUGGGUGAUGGAAGCUGCUGCAAUCAUGGCAAUCGCUUUGGCCAACGGUGAUGGUAGGCCUCCGGAUUGGCAGGACUUUGUUGGUAUCAUCUGUCUUCUUGUCAUCAAUUCCACCAUCAGUUUCAUCGAAGAGAACAACGCUGGUAACGCCGCUGCCGCCCUCAUGGCUGGUCUUGCUCCCAAAACAAAGGUUCUUAGAGAUGGGAAAUGGAGUGAACAAGAAGCUGCCAUCCUUGUCCCAGGAGACAUCGUCAGCAUCAAGCUCGGAGACAUCAUCCCUGCCGAUUGUCGUCUCCUUGAAGGUGAUCCUUUAAAGGUUGACCAGUCUGCUCUCACCGGAGAGUCCCUCCCUGUGACCAGGCACCCUGGACAAGAAGUCUUCUCGGGCUCAACCUGUAAGCAAGGAGAGAUUGAGGCCAUUGUCAUCGCCACCGGUGUCCACACUUUCUUCGGCAAAGCUGCUCACCUUGUGGACAGCACAAACCAAGUUGGACAUUUCCAGAAGGUUCUUACCGCUAUUGGUAACUUCUGUAUCUGCUCCAUCGCCAUCGGUAUGGUGAUUGAGAUCAUCGUCAUGUACCCUAUCCAGCGCCGAAAGUACAGAGACGGUAUUGACAAUCUCUUGGUCCUGUUGAUCGGUGGUAUCCCUAUCGCUAUGCCUACGGUGUUGUCUGUAACCAUGGCUAUUGGAUCUCACAAGCUCGCUCAGCAAGGUGCCAUCACCAAGCGUAUGACUGCCAUUGAGGAGAUGGCUGGUAUGGAUGUCUUGUGCAGUGACAAAACGGGAACGCUGACUCUUAACAAACUGAGUGUUGAUAAAAACUUGGUUGAGGUGUUCUGCAAGGGUGUGGAGAAGGACCAGGUUCUGUUGUUUGCUGCUAUGGCUUCGAGAAUUGAGAACCAGGAUGCUAUUGAUGCAGCCAUGGUUGGUAUGCUAGCUGAUCCAAAGGAGGCUAGAGCUGGAAUCAGGGAGGUUCACUUCCUUCCAUUCAACCCUACUGAUAAGAGAACUGCUUUGACUUACAUAGACUCAAGUGGUAACUGGCACAGAGUCAGCAAAGGUGCUCCUGAGCAGAUCCUUGAACUUGCCAAAGCCAACAAUGACCUUAGCAAGAGGGUGCUCAAUAUUAUUGACAAGUAUGCAGAGCGUGGUCUCAGGUCUUUGGCUGUUGCUCGCCAGGUGGUGCCUGAGAAAACAAAGGAAAGUCCCGGUGGACCAUGGGAGUUUGUUGGUUUGUUGCCACUGUUUGAUCCUCCAAGACAUGACAGUGCUGAAACCAUCAGAAGAGCUUUGAAUCUCGGUGUUAAUGUCAAGAUGAUCACUGGUGACCAACUUGCUAUUGGUAAGGAGACUGGUCGUAGACUUGGAAUGGGAACAAACAUGUACCCAUCUUCAGCUCUUCUUGGAAACCACAAGGACGCAAACCUUGCAUCCAUCCCCGUUGAGGAGCUGAUCGAAAAGGCUGAUGGAUUCGCUGGAGUCUUCCCAGAGCACAAGUACGAGAUCGUCAAGAAGUUGCAGGAGAGGAAGCACAUCGUUGGUAUGACUGGUGAUGGUGUCAACGACGCUCCCGCUUUGAAGAAAGCUGACAUCGGUAUCGCUGUGGAUGACGCUACUGAUGCUGCUCGUGGCGCUUCUGACAUCGUCCUCACCGAGCCAGGACUCAGCGUUAUCAUCAGCGCUGUCCUCACCAGCAGAGCUAUCUUCCAGAGGAUGAAGAACUACACUAUCUACGCUGUCUCAAUCACAAUCCGUAUCGUUCUUGGUUUCAUGCUUAUUGCCCUCAUCUGGGAGUUUGACUUCUCUGCAUUCAUGGUUCUGAUCAUCGCCAUUCUUAACGAUGGUACCAUCAUGACGAUCUCAAAGGACAGAGUCAAGCCAUCUCCCACACCUGAUAGCUGGAAACUUAAAGAGAUUUUCGCUACUGGAGUUGUGCUUGGAAGCUACCAAGCUAUCAUGAGUGUUAUUUUCUUCUGGUUGGCACACAAAACCGACUUCUUCACGGACAAGUUUGGUGUGAGGUCCAUCAGAGACAACAACAAUGAGCUAAUGGGUGCGGUGUACCUGCAAGUCAGUAUCAUUAGUCAGGCUCUCAUCUUCGUCACAAGAUCAAGGAGUUGGUCUUUCGUUGAACGUCCUGGAGCGUUACUUAUGAUUGCUUUCGUUGUUGCACAGCUGGUUGCUACUUUGAUUGCUGUUUACGCCAACUGGGAGUUUGCAAAGGUUAGGGGUAUUGGAUGGGGAUGGGCUGGAGUGAUCUGGCUAUACAGUAUUGUGACUUACUUCCCACAGGACGUUUUCAAGUUUGCCAUUAGAUACAUCUUGAGUGGAAAGGCUUGGCUCAACUUGUUUGAAAACAGGAUUGCUUUAACGAGUAAGAAAGAUUUUGGAAAAGAAGAGAGGGAGGCUCAAUGGGCAGUUGCUCAGAGGACACUUCAUGGUUUGCAGCCAAAGGAACCUGUUAGCAUCAUUCCUGAGCAAGGAGGUUACAGAGAGUUGUCUGAGAUUGCAGAGCAAGCCAAGAAGAGAGCUGAGAUUGCAAGGCUUAGGGAGCUGCACACACUUAAGGGACAUGUGGAAUCAGUUGUGAAGCUAAAGGGUUUGGACAUUGAGACUCCAGGACACUACACUGUCUAAGUCACAAGCAAAGAAAAGAAGAUACCAAACAUGUGAUUGAUCCUUUUUUAUCCCUUGUUUUUGUUUUUUUUUCUUAUUCUUCACUGCCUCUUAAGGUUAUUGUUUGCAUAGGAAGAGAGAUCUUUGUUUAUUGCCAUAACUCUUCCCCAGUUUCUAUUGUUAGUGUUCUUGUUUCUCUGAUAUGUAACCUUCUUUAGAAGAAUCAAGGCAUGCUUUUAUGUUUGGCACUUUAAUCAACACUCUCUACUUUGCUCUUA
Molecule: messenger RNA, 3290 nt
Organism: Brassica oleracea var. oleracea
Lineage: Eukaryota; Viridiplantae; Streptophyta; Magnoliopsida; Brassicales; Brassicaceae
Product: ATPase 2, plasma membrane-type
Exons: 10
Coding region: 187-3033 (948 amino acids)
Biological process (GO): proton export across plasma membrane; regulation of intracellular pH
Cellular component (GO): plasma membrane
Molecular function (GO): P-type proton-exporting transporter activity; ATP hydrolysis activity; ATP binding
Source: RefSeq, a predicted model, not a curated record